AUGGAAACCAAACUGUUUUCUAUCAUUCUCUGUUUGUUGGUAUUGGAGGCGACCGGCUCAAGUCUGAAAAACCAAACAUCAAUUCAACAUCGUACGGAAAACGCAUCCGCAAGGUCGUUGUCAACUCAACCGGUAACAUUUACUAUCUUUUUUGACUUUUUUGGCUAUGGCAGACAACUUUACAACUACAUUUACUCCCGCGUUCCACUGAAUGAAAAGGGAAGCCAGUUUGCUUUUCUGAUGAUUGCGCGCAGUGAAGCCAAACGCUGGGAAGUUCCGAAGCGAGUGGGCGAUUACCUGAAUGCCUAUUACCUCCCAUCUUUGAAAACAGCCCAGGUUUAUCCUCAGGACGCGCAAUCGAACCUGGUCAUUGCGGGAGUGACGUAUAACAACAAGCCCAAAUCGAAGGAUAUUCCCUUCCACGCCGAGCAGAAGAUCAUUAACGUCAUGUACAUAAUGGAUAGAUUUUAUGAAAGGGUAUACGGCAAAGUUUGCCCGUGGCUUAUUCUUCUUGGCUCAGCCUUUGAUACCUGUUGUGGAAAAGGCCAUGACG
Paramuricea clavata is the source of this 553-nucleotide messenger RNA. The record is from the annotation of a GenBank genome assembly. Lineage: Eukaryota; Metazoa; Cnidaria; Anthozoa; Malacalcyonacea; Plexauridae.